Molecule: messenger RNA, 5493 nt
Organism: Ictidomys tridecemlineatus (thirteen-lined ground squirrel)
Lineage: Eukaryota; Metazoa; Chordata; Mammalia; Rodentia; Sciuridae
Gene: Jmy
Product: junction mediating and regulatory protein, p53 cofactor
Biological process (GO): 'de novo' actin filament nucleation; Arp2/3 complex-mediated actin nucleation; intrinsic apoptotic signaling pathway by p53 class mediator
Cellular component (GO): cytoplasm; nucleus
Molecular function (GO): Arp2/3 complex binding; transcription coactivator activity; actin binding
Source: RefSeq, a predicted model, not a curated record
AUUGUGGCGAUGCUGAGGCGCAGAGUUUAGGAGACGCGUCUACUGUGAGGCCGGCUCCGCUCGGAGGGCAGGAAGAAGAGCAGGGGCGGGGAGAUCGGCCCCGGCGAGCGGCGGUGAUAGACAGCCCGCCGGCCCGGCCCGGCCCUGCAGCGCCGGCUUCUCGUCUCCGGAGUGCUGUAGACGCAGCUCUGCGGCCUCGCGCGGUGGGCGGCCGGGCAGCCGCGAGGCGCUGCCGCAGCGCCGGGCUUGUAAACAGAUCCGGCCGCACGUGACCAUGUGAACUACCUGCUUCGGGGACGCGUAUUGUCUCUCCUGCGAGCCGCACCACAAAGGAGCUCGGCGGUUCGAGUGCGGAGGGGCGGCCGAGCGAGCGCAGAGAGCCGGCCGGUGUGCUAAGAUGGCUGAAGGCGCCCGGAGAGGGUGAGCAGGGGGCGCGGUGCAGCCAGCCGCCGAGACUUCAGGCGGGUAGGGUCGUCGGCCCUCCCCCGCGGCCGGGCGCCGCAGCCACCAUGUCUUUCGCUCUGGAGGAGACGCUCGAGUCGGACUGGGUGGCUGUGCGGCCCCAUGUGUUCGAUGAGCGCGAGAAGCACAAGUUCGUGUUCAUUGUGGCCUGGAACGAGAUCGAAGGCAAGUUUGCCAUAACCUGCCACAACCGGACAGCCCAGAGGCAGAGGAGUGGCUCCCGGGAACAGGCGGGGACUCGAGGGGGUGCCGAGGCUGGCGCACCCGUGUCUGACGGGACCCGCGGGCCAGGCAGCCCGGUGGGCAAGGGACGGCCUGAGGCCACCGGCUCUGCGACUCCAGUCCGGAGCCCUGGGUCCCGGAGGAGUCCGACCUGGGCGGAGGGAGGCUCUCCGCGGAGCGCGCGCUGUCUUCGGGGGGACCCGCCGCAGCGGAGCCCGGCCGGCAGAGGAGCGGAGAGUCUUCUCAGGAGCCCUGCGCGGGCCAAGCCUAGCCCGGUCCGAAAAGGAGUGGAAGCCAGAGAUGCGGCAGGGUCCGCCACUGCUACCCAAACGGCGCCCAAGGAGGCCCCGGUUUCCUCUGUGCGAGUUGUGAGCGCCUCCGGGGCGGUCUCCGAGGAGAUCGAAGUCCUGGAAAUGGUUAGGGAGGAUGAGACGCCCCUGGCGCUCUCCGACGCGGAGCAGCCGCCUCCCGCGGCCGAGCCGGAGUCUCCGGCUGAAGAGUGCAGCUGGGCCGGGCUCUUUUCCUUUCAGGAUCUGCGCGCCGUGCACCAGCAGCUGUGUUCUGUGAACUCGCAGCUGGAGCCAUGCCUGCCAGUGUUCCCCGAGGAACCCUCCGGCAUGUGGACCGUGCUGUUCGGGGGCGCGCCUGAGAUGACAGAGCAGGAGAUCGAUACUCUGUGUUACCAGCUCCAGGUCUACCUGGGCCACGGCCUGGACACCUGUGGCUGGAAGAUCCUCUCUCAGGUGCUCUUCACGGAGACCGAUGAUCCUGAGGAGUAUUACGAAAGCCUCAGCGAGCUUCGACAGAAGGGUUACGAAGAAGUGCUUCAGCGGGCCAGGAAGCGUAUCCAGGAGCUCUUGGAUAAGCAUAAGAACACAGAGAGCAUGGUGGAGCUUCUGGACUUAUAUCAGAUGGAGGAUGAAGCCUAUAGCAGCCUUGCAGAAGCAACAACUGAACUCUAUCAGUAUUUACUGCAGCCAUUCCGAGACAUGAGAGAACUUGCCAUGCUACGAAGACAGCAGAUCAAGAUUUCUAUGGAAAAUGAUUAUCUGGGACCCCGAAGAAUUGAGAGUCUACAAAAAGAAGAUGCCGACUGGCAGCGGAAAGCUCAUAUGGCUGUACUAUCUAUUCAAGAUCUUACAGUCAAAUAUUUUGAAAUAACAGCAAAAGCUCAAAAAGCUGUGUACGAUCGAAUGCGAGCAGAUCAGAAGAAAUUUGGUAAAGCAUCAUGGGCAGCAGCUGCUGAACGUAUGGAAAAACUCCAAUAUGCAGUUUCUAAAGAGACUUUGCAGAUGAUGAGAGCUAAAGAGAUCUGUUUGGAACAGAGGAAACAUGCACUAAAAGAAGAGAUGCAAAGUUUACAGGGUGGUACAGAAGCCAUAGCUCGAUUGGAUCAGUUAGAAGCCGAUUAUUAUGAUCUGCAGCUUCAGUUGUAUGAAGUACAGUUUGAAAUCUUAAAGUGUGAAGAGUUACUGUUGACAGCACAACUGGAAAGUAUCAAAAGACUUAUAUCAGAAAAGAGAGAUGAAGUAGUUUACUAUGACACUUAUGAAAGCAUGGAGGCCAUGCUAGAGAAGGAAGAAAUGGCAGCCUCUGUGCAUGCACAGAGGGAAGAGCUGCAGAAACUACAGCAGAAAGCACGCCAGCUGGAAGCAAGACGGGGACGUGUCUCAGCCAAGAAAGCCUACCUCAGAAAUAAAAAGGAAAUUUGUAUUGCAAAACACAAUGAAAAAUUCCAACAGCGCAUUCAAAGUGAAGAGGAAUAUAGAACCCAUCACAUGGUACAACUAAAGAGAGAAAAAGUGCAUGAUGAAGAGGAAAGAAAAAGUGCCUGGGUUAGUCAGGAGAGACAGAGAACGCUGGAUAGACUUCGAACAUUUAAACAGAGGUACCCUGGGCAAGUCAUACUUAAAUCAACCAGAUUGCGACUGGCUCAUGCGAGAAGAAAAAGUGCAACAAGUCCUGUGCCCCAUGAGGAUCCAUGUGACUCUCUACCAGGGGUGUUGCAGGUAGAGGGAAAAACUGAAGAGGUGGGAGAAGGAAGAGGCCAGCUUGGGUCAUCACAGACAACAGAAUCCCAGCACCUUUCACAACUUGAAGAUAAUUCAUUAGCACAACUUGAAGCCACUUCAUUACCUCUCAGUGGUGUUACCUCCGAACUGCCUCCCACUGCAUCUCUUCCACUUUUGAAUAGCAGUGACCUUGAACCAUGUUCUGUUAGCACAGAUCCAUUCCCACCACCUCUCCCUCCUACACCCCCUCCACCCCCACCACCCCCUCCCCCUCCCCCUCCUCCCCCUCUGCCUGUUGCAAAGGACAACACUGCCAACCCAGAGACACUGGAGAAAGGUCUGCCUAGAAAGGAGGGGAAUGAGAAGAGGAUCCCGAAGUCUGCCAGCGCCCCCUCAGCACACCUUUUUGAUAGCAGCCAGCUGGUUAGUGCCCGAAAGAAGCUCAGGAAGACUGCUGAAGGUUUGCAGAGGAGGAGAGUGAGCUCACCUAUGGAUGAAGUGCUAGCAUCCUUGAAGCGUGGUAGUUUUCAUUUGAAAAAGGUUGAACAGCGAACUCUGCCUCCUUUUCCUGAUGAAGAUGAUAGUAAUAAUAUCUUGGCACAAAUAAGGAAAGGGGUAAAAUUGAAGAAGGUACAGAAGGAAGUUUUGAGAGAAUCCUUCACACUUCUGCCUGAUACAGACCCUCUAACACGGAGCAUCCAUGAAGCUCUACGAAGAAUUAAAGAGGCAUCCCCUGAGUCAGAGGAUGAAGAGGAGGCUUUGCCUUGCACAGACUGGGAGAACUGACAAGUAACUUAAAGAAGAAAAAUACGUACAGAUGAAGAUUGGUUCGGAUUCUUUUGGAAAACAAAAGUUGAACUCUUGGUUCCACAGUUGGAUUCCAUUAGACCCAAAGUAUAUUGACUCAGUUGUAUGGGGGGGGGGAAAAGGAAGCACAAUUGGCAAAUUAUUACUUUUAUAGUCAUUCCAAUAGAUAAUGGUUAAGAUGAUUUUUAAAUGUGCAAUGUUCCUAUCUGUGAUGAAGAAAGGCCUCCUGGAGAUGGCUGUUUUUUAUGCACCUUCCCUUCCCCCAUCCAUAUAUAUACUUGUAGUGGCCAGUUAAACUGGGAGUUGCUAUGAGUUGGAAGAACACUGGGCUGACAGAGAUCUACUGUGAGCUGUUUUGGGACUGCUUUGAGAUCCAUCUUUCAGUGUACUGAAAGGAAGGACAUCUGCUGAAAACAUAGAGCUUCUUCCAUAUCAGCUUACAGAAAUAGUGCUACAUUCUGAAAUAGAAGUUUAUCAUGGUAGCAAUAGGUCAGGAAUUAUAAUCAGAUGGAAAUGUAGUUCAAAAUAUACUUAAAAACAGUUCUCCUCUCCAAAGGAAUUUUCAUAAAUGAUGUUCAACAUCUGAAAGAUCAAUGGAGAUAUACCUAUUAAUGUGUGUACCAAACAUGAUAACAUUUAACAAGGCAUAUUGUUAGAAGGCUACACAGUCUACACUUUGUAAGGGUUUGAAGUUAAAAUUUCCAUGCUUUUAAAUAGCUUUUCAUAAUUCUGAAUUUAUAAUGGUUUGAAUUUUAUGUGCAUCCUUGUUUAUGAGAAGCAAUACUUUGUAAUUUGAUAAUGUUUCAAAUUAUUUUUAAUCUUUUUGUUUGAACUGUUGCUUGAUCACCAUAACUCAUGACUUUCCUAUUGAGAAUCAAAAAGGAGGAUUCAAUAAUAGGGAUGUAGAUCAUAACUCUUUAUCAUGCACCAUUAAAAGUUUUUAUUGUUAUGCUCCACAGUGUAAAGCAUGUGCUCCACAAAGAUGCAGAAAGUAGACAGGAAAGCCUCUUUGGCUGGAAUUUCACUAUGUUGAAAUGCUCUGAAUGGAACAUUGGGAGAGAGCCUUUGUUAUUGAAUAUUAUUUUCAUUAACAAAAAUUCCCAGCAGCAGAAGGUUAUAUAAAACAAAAUCUUUUUGCUCAAACAUUAGUAAUAUAUUUAUUGAUGAGACUAGGAAUUUCUGCACAACAUUUUCAUGAUACAUUGGUUCUAGUCCCAGCAUAAGUCCCGUGUCUUGUCUGGGAUGAUUAGUAGUACACAUUUAAUAUAUAUAAACUUUAGUAGGGGUGGGUACAUAUCCUUUAUAACUUCAGUAAAGCAUUAAAGUAUGCUUUUAACCCAAAGAGCCAUUCGUUAGAUUAAUGUAUUUGCAAAUUUUUAAAUUUAGAAAACUUUUUUUUAAAAAAACAUGUAUCCAUCUAAUCCAUCCAUUUUGUGUGUGUGUGUGUGUGUGUGUGUGUGUGUCCAUGUAUCAGUAUUUCAUGUGUCAAGUGUUUUGGAUGCUUGUUCAUAACCUAACUUUUAUUCAUUUUUUUUUCAAUUUUGGAAAAAUACAGAAGGAUGUAAUGUUAAAUUAACAACAAAAAACACUGGACCCUUCAUGUUGAGAGAAUUGCUACCCAUUAGUACUAUGGGAUUCUAUUACAAAGCAAUCUCACUUUAAAAAGGCUCUUGUGCUCUGUCUUUAGCCCCCUUGUAAUCAGCUGGUGAUGUGGCUCAGUGUAGAUUGCUUACCUACAUGUAUGAGGCCCUGCGCCCCAUCGUCAGCACUUGGGGGGAGAGAUUCACCUGGCUACUUCCACAAAAUUACAAAUUACUGUAGGUCACAUACUAUUGGAGUUAAAAGAACGAGGGUCCACUUGUCUAAAAUGAGUAUCAAUUGAACCCCCAUUUUAAAGCAGUAUCAGAACCCUACAAAAGCUAAGCGUGAUCAAUAUUCUUUUUUUCCUUGCCUCUAAUAAAAUGCAGAUAUUUGCUUUAAUAUUAAACUA